AUGAGGUUUCUUGCAUUGCAUGGCGUCGGCAGUUCGGCUAAGAUAUUGGAAAGCCAGUUAGUUGGGUUGAUGAGUUCGGUUGACGCAAGCUACGAGUUUGUCUUGGUGGAUGGUCAUGCGCCAUCGCACCGAGGUCCUGGAUAUACACCAGCCGAGAUCCAGGUCGCGCACAACGAGAUAGCGGCCACAGUUGCCGAACUUGGCCCCUUCGACGGCAUCUUGGGUUUCAGCCAAGGCGCAUCACUGGCUUUGUCAUACAUCUAUCACCAACAGGUCAGCGGCGAAGAGCUUGACUUCAAGUUUGCUGUUCUCUUUUCAUCCGUUGUCCCGUUCUCCGCGGACACAACAUACUGCGAAAACGAGAUCGAGGAACUCUGCUCAUGUCGGCGCACUGGCAUGAUCGUCAAGGAUCUUGCGCCAAGGCAGCAAGUCUUCAAUGAUUGUUUAAUUCGGACGUUUCAAUCCGCUCUGAAGAUCGGGGCGGUCCUACCCGACUUCAACCAAGACUUCUUCCGGGAUGAUGUCAAGGCGGUUCCCCGCGUCCUGCAUCCUCUGUUGCUUUCGGAGCGCAUCCGCAUCCCAACCGUUCAUGUUUCCGGGAGGCGAGACUUUCCUUUCAUGCACGACAUGCAUGAGGUAGGUUAUCAGAUGUGUGACCCGAGGCUAUCCAAGAAGUUAUAUCAUUCCGGUGGUCACCAUCCACCUAAGAAAGACUCGGAAAUAAAGGCGGUUGUUAGGGCUAUCGAGUGGGCCGUUGAUCAGUAUUACAGACAACCUCCGUCUUUCCUCUGA
Molecule: messenger RNA, 792 nt
Organism: Colletotrichum higginsianum IMI 349063
Lineage: Eukaryota; Fungi; Ascomycota; Sordariomycetes; Glomerellales; Glomerellaceae
Product: Duf341 domain-containing protein
Exons: 2
Coding region: 1-792 (263 amino acids)
Cellular component (GO): cytoplasm; nucleus
Source: RefSeq, a predicted model, not a curated record